Schistosoma margrebowiei is the source of this 1053-nucleotide messenger RNA. The record is from the annotation of a GenBank genome assembly. Lineage: Eukaryota; Metazoa; Platyhelminthes; Trematoda; Strigeidida; Schistosomatidae.
UAAAACCUUUGGUCAUUAGUUUGAGAUUUGACUUUAAGGAGUGGAACUAGUUUUACAACCUAUCUAUAUAUUAGUUAAGUUUACGCGCCAGUUUGACCGGUUGUCGCAAUCCAGCUGUCGUAGUGUCAUGACUACGUCGUGGGUUUCAGAGUGCAAGGACUUAUCUAACACUGAUUUGGUUCAUAUCGCCAAACUUGCUGAGCAGGCUGAACGAUAUGAUGACAUGGCGGCAGCUAUGAAGCGGUAUACCGAAGCUUCGGGGAAUUUAGGGAACGAAGAACGGAAUUUACUAUCAGUGGCAUAUAAAAAUGUUGUGGGUGCUAGAAGAUCAGCAUGGAGAGUGAUUUCUGGAAGCGAGACGAAAGCAGCAAAUGACCAUGUUAAAAGUCAAAUAGCAGAAGAGUACCGUAUUAAAAUAGAAAAGGAGUUGAAUGCAAUCUGUGAUCAGGUUUUGGCUCUGCUCAAAGAUUAUCUGCUUGUACAGGAAAGUAACGAUGAGAGCAAAGUUUUCUUUCUGAAAAUGCAAGGUGACUACAAUCGGUAUCUUGCUGAAGUUGCCAGUGAUAAGACUCGAGCCGAAGUGGUCCAAAGAUCACUCGAUGCUUACACGAAAGCUACUGAGGCUGCCAAUAAGUUGCCCACCACUCAUCCUAUCCGUCUUGGUUUAGCUCUUAACUUCUCUGUGUUUUAUUACGAAAUACAAAAUAAUUCUCCCCAGGCGUGCCAGUUAGCUAAAUGCGCCUUCGAUUCAGCAAUAGCAGAACUAGAUCAGCUUCAAGAUGAUUCCUACAAAGACAGCACACUGAUUAUGCAACUUCUAAGAGACAAUUUGACGGAACAAAGAAGAAAAGGAUUCUAAUGAAUGCCAUCCAGACACCAGACCUUACACAAAAUGCAACAAUAAAAUUGCUUAAACAGGAACAUUUUCAUCCAAAUAAAGAGCGUUUAUAGUCUCUCAGCGUUAUAUUAUUAUUAUUAUCAUUAUUAUUAUUAUUGUUAUUACUUCCACGUCUUCAACUUGUUCUUCACCUUCUCCAUACUCGUCAAGUCGAC